AUGUCUUCUUCUUCUUGCUACGGCCGCUACCAUGGCACUUUUGCUACGCCCUACGAGGAGCCGUCUAAAUGGACGCCGCCCAGCAUGUGUGGCGGCCCACUGACUGCAAUGGCCGAGUUUUGCACGCUGAAAACCGCGUGGAGACUGCUCAAGGUGACUCCGCUGCUUCCCUCGCUGCCCUACGACUACACAGAACAGCGGGUCUAUAGUCCGCGGUUCAAAACGCUCAAGUUUACCGCCCAGCCACCACUGCCAGCCGAAACACACCUGUCAUACGCCAAAAAAUUUUAUUCCAGCUUUUAUCAGAAAAGAACCAACUCGAGAAUCCUCAACUCCAUCGCCCUGCUGCGCAAAAUCGACCCUGCUCGCCACACUGCACUUGACCUCGUGGAGGACCACGUACAGGCGCUCGAGUUCGGCACGCCGCCGCCCACAAACGUCACGGAAACCGCCAAGCAAACGGCCAGACUGAUCAACAGCCUGCGGCUGCUCAACCUCGAAAACACGCUCGAGAAAAACUACGGCCGCAACAGCGAGCCACAUCUGCAACGAUAUCUGGACUGAGCUCAACUUCCUGCGAACAAGCCUGGAGCCGAUUUUGAACAGUCUUCUGUGUAUUUCGGAUAUCCCCUUGUCAGACAGUGUAGAAAGCUUAUAUGGACAUUAACACCGUGCUUCGCUAUAAAUCCUCCAUCACCUCGUCGUCGUCGAUAGUCUGGAACAGCUCUGUCUCCGGCGGCCGCAGCUGCUGUCUGGGCUCUGGUCUGCCACGGAGCCCGGUGUUGGCCUGGCGCACCCGCUGUGGAUGGUGCGGGUGGUUCUGAAGCAAUUGGAAAAAUCUCUGGAUGCGCGGAACGUGUUCGGCAGGAAGCCUCGUGAAAACACACCGGCCAAACAGCUCCAGAUGCGUGCGCGGCACGUUCAGACCGUGGAACUCGUUGAUGAAACGGUCCAGCGUGUCCACAAACACGCGCAGUCUUUCUCUCUGUAUAGGAUCGGCGCUGAACAGAGCGCUGUUGACGUCGUCUACGCCCUCGAUCACCGCAGCAAUGAUAUCUAGCAGCUCGGCAGCCUCUCUUUCUGGAUCCUGAGGAGUCUCGAACAGCUGCAGUAGAUGGUUGCGCAGUUGUGCGACUCCCUCACCGCUGAAAACGCAAAAGAUGGAUUUUUGAUGCAAAUUGAACUCCUGGGGAGGCUCACGGCAGAACUGGGUGAUGUCCGGCCGCAGAAAUUGAGACACUCCCGUGAGCGAUAUAUGUGUAAGUUUUGGACAGGCCUUGAGCAGCCUGUAGAUAGGAUAUAUGGUUAAAUUCAUGCAAUAACUGAGAUGGACGCGCUCCAACGUGUCGUCGCUGUUUCUGGCGUUGUUGGCAAGAGCAAGAAUGCCCUCGUCGGUGAUUUGCGCGCACUUCACCAGCCCGAUCCGUCUCAGUCGGGGCAGCUGCGACAGCUCGUACACUGUCUCGUUGGUGAGCUGUGUGCAACAUGCGAGGUCGAUAUACUGCAACCGGUAGCAGCUUUUUAUGAGGUCUUUGGCUCCAAAGUCUGUGAUGUUGCUGCAAUGGCCGAGAUGUACGUAGUGCAGGUUCUUUCCGAGCGUCGCGAUGGCACGGAGCGACGCGUCGGUGAUGGCCGUGCACUUCGACAGCACCACGUUCCGCAGCUUCGGGGCCAGCUUAAUGACCUUCUCGACGGCCCUGUCCGUGAUGUUGAGGCAUUGCGUGAAGUCAAGGAUUCGCAUCUUGUCUAGACACAGCUGGGCGCCCGUCUUGGACUCGAAGCACUCGUACGUGAUGUUUGCGUUUUUUGAGAUUUUGAACUCUUUCAAAAACUCGAGUCUAGAGAAUAAAUUGUGCAGCGACUGGUUGGUCACCUUUUCGCAGCCAUGCAGAUCGAUCUCGACGAGGUUCGGGCAGUGCGUGACCAGCUGGUCGACAAUCUCAUCGUCGACGUUGUUGCAGUCGCUCAGCUUGACCCGCUUGAGCAACGGACAGCUGCUGAUCAGCGCCAGAACAGCCGUCUUGGACACCUGGAAAGACCCUGGCGCAUACAGACCCUGGAGCCGCUUGCAGUUAUUGGCCAACUCGUAGUAUAUGUCGUCCUGGAUGCCCUUGACACCCGUGAGGUCGAUCGACUGCAGUCUGUGGCAGCCUCGUAUUAUCUCGGAAAUGUGCUCGUGCGAGAUGUUCGAGCAGUUGACGAGCGUGAUCCUCUCCAAAUUGGUGGCCCCAGAAAACAGGCUUAGGUACUCGUUGGUCACCAAAUGCGGCACGAGCGAGAGGUUCAGUCGCUUUAUGUAUUUUCUAUAGUCCCAUGUAGUCUGUGUGCGUGGAAUGGCCAUCACCUUGCCCAGGCGUUCGAAAAUGGCCCGUGAAGAAAUCCCCGGACGGAACCAGAUCAGCUCAAUAAUCAGAUUCGCCCAGUACCGGCACGUCAACGCCACAGAAAUGAGAUCCGACUUGGAGUUCAGGUAUGAGAAUAUAACACAAAGAAUCUCUGGCGGAAGAACUGCUAUCGGACUGCGAAUCCCGCUCGACGUGUAGCCCGAGUCCGACGUGAUCGAGCUGUUCCGCGCCCUCGACCGCAAAAGCAGCUUGCGCGCGUGCUGCUCGUUGUCUGUGUCUGGGUCGUUCAUCUCCUCGUCACUACCCGUGCCGUCUGGGCCCGGAGCGCGCUCGCUCAACUUUCUAAUGCUAAUUCCAAGCGGAUUGGAGCCCAAUGACGACAUGGACCCCAGCGAUGAGCUAUUGGUGUUUGGUUGGUCGGACAUGCUCAGAGCUUUGCCCGCAAGAGGUUAUCAGGUCACAACAAAUCAGCAAUCGACUGUAUGGC
Messenger RNA from Ogataea polymorpha, 2832 nucleotides. RefSeq lists its product as uncharacterized. The coding region runs from base 1 to 564 and encodes 187 amino acids. The record is from RefSeq and is a predicted model, not a curated record. Lineage: Eukaryota; Fungi; Ascomycota; Pichiomycetes; Pichiales; Pichiaceae. The transcript has 2 exons.